UUGUCAAUCGCACUUUUAAUUUUUAGAUUUCGUUUCGCAACUCCCUCUCCCAAGAGAUUUUAGAAAAUUCUAGAAAGCCGAUGCGUCGGUCCACCUUUCUCUGUGCGCGAUGAAUUGCGAUUAAAGGAAGGAAAGGAACCCUGAAAAGCCCCUUUCCCCUCUCGCAGCUCUCUCCACAACCUCCAUCUGUGAUUCUGCCUCUCGUCCCUUCUGGAUCCGCUUGAACUAUGGCGUCCAAACGCAUUCUGAAGGAGCUCAAGGAUCUUCAGAAGGAUCCUCCUACCUCCUGCAGUGCCGGUCCGGCGGCAGAAGACAUGUUUCAUUGGCAGGCAACGAUCAUGGGACCUUCUGAUAGCCCUUAUGCCGGCGGCGUCUUCUUAAUCUCUAUUCAUUUUCCUCCUGAUUAUCCCUUCAAGCCGCCAAAGGUUGCAUUUAGGACGAAAGUGUUCCACCCGAAUGUCAAUAGCAACGGGAGUAUAUGCCUGGAUAUUCUCAAAGAACAAUGGAGUCCUGCUCUAACGAUAUCCAAUGUUCUUCUGUCCAUAUGCUCGUUGUUGACAGAUCCGAAUCCAGACGACCCUCUUGUGCCUGAGAUUGCUCACAUGUACAAGACCGAUAGAGCGAAGUAUGAGACCACUGCUCGGAGCUGGACGCAGAAGUAUGCAAUGGGUUAGAAGUUAAACCCAUCUUGGAGAAAUUGUAAGAAAUUUGAGAGCUGCUACAAUGGUGUGAUGAACUGUGAAUAUUUAUAACAUAAUGGCUUCGAAGACAAAAAAAAACCAUGAAGCCAAAGGUUGUUGUCUGUCUGCUGUUUGCUGUGGCGUGUGCCAGAGAAUGAUGUACCACAUUAUUCUUGUUGAGAAUUUUAUGAAACGCGUUCGUAUU
Messenger RNA from Tarenaya hassleriana, 885 nucleotides. RefSeq names its product ubiquitin-conjugating enzyme E2-17 kDa-like. The record is from RefSeq and is a predicted model, not a curated record. The transcript is spliced from 5 exons. Gene Ontology annotation, molecular function: ubiquitin conjugating enzyme activity. Lineage: Eukaryota; Viridiplantae; Streptophyta; Magnoliopsida; Brassicales; Cleomaceae. Gene Ontology annotation, biological process: protein polyubiquitination. Gene Ontology annotation, cellular component: nucleus. Bases 228 to 674 code for a protein of 148 amino acids.